GUGCAAUGGUGCGAUCUCUGCAAACUCCGCCUCCUGAAUUCAAGCGAUUCUCCUGCCUCAGCCUCCCGAGUAGCUGACACUACAGUUCCUCUGGACUUCUCUGGACCACAGUCCUCUGCCAGACCCCUGCCAGACCCCAGUCCACCAUGAUCCAUCUGGGUCACAUCCUCUUCCUGCUUUUGCUCCCAGUGGCUGCAGCUCAGACGACCCCAGGAGAGAGAUCAUCACUCCCUGCCUUUUACCCUGGCACUUCAGCGCAACCCCAAGGAACCUGGGACCCGCCCCCUCGCAGGGGGACUUCCUCUCUGCCUGUGGCCAAAGCACAGCCCCAGGACGCAGAGCUUGAGUUGUCUCCCUGUUCCGGCCCCCACUCUCCAGGCUCCUGUUCCGGAUGUGGGUCCCUCUCUCUGCCGCUCCUGGCAGGCCUCGUGGCUGCUGAUGCGGUGGCAUCGCUGCUCAUCGUGGGGGCGGUGUUCCUGUGCACACGCCCACGCCGCAGCCCGGCCCAAGAAGAUGGCAAAGUCUACAUCAACAUGCCAGGCAGGGGCUGACCCUCCUGCAGCUUGGACCUUUGACUUCUGACCCUCUCAUCCUGGAUGGUGUGUGGUGGCACAGGAACCCCCGCCCCAACUUUUGGAUUGUAAUAAAACAAUUGAAACACC
Molecule: messenger RNA, 662 nt
Organism: Pan troglodytes (chimpanzee)
Lineage: Eukaryota; Metazoa; Chordata; Mammalia; Primates; Hominidae
Gene: HCST
Product: hematopoietic cell signal transducer
Exons: 5
Coding region: 147-551 (134 amino acids)
Biological process (GO): regulation of immune response; positive regulation of phosphatidylinositol 3-kinase/protein kinase B signal transduction
Cellular component (GO): membrane
Molecular function (GO): phosphatidylinositol 3-kinase binding; signaling receptor binding
Source: RefSeq, a predicted model, not a curated record